Molecule: messenger RNA, 1984 nt
Organism: Prorocentrum cordatum
Lineage: Eukaryota; Dinophyceae; Prorocentrales; Prorocentraceae
Source: the annotation of a GenBank genome assembly
CCAGGUGGGCUCCGCGGUGAGGACACUCUUUUCAGUGCCGGCGGUAUGGCGGCGGAUCUCGUCGAGUGAGGGCCCCUGCAGGUUGAAGAUUUUCAAUGGCUUGUCCUGUGACUGUGCCCGUCUUUGCUCAAGUCUUUUGACCCGUGCUUUCCUCACCAGGUGGGUUUCUGCGAUCGCCCAGAGUCCCCACAGCUUGCGUCAGCGCCGCGGGGAUGUCGCUCCUGAUCUUGCUGGUGUGUGCUCUGGGUGCGCGAGCAGAGGUGCUGAACUUCGCCCCGGAGAUGGACGGAUCCUUCGAGUUCAACGACGCGGUAACGUCAGACAUCGGCACAGCCAUGAUGACCACCAACGAUGGCAUCGUGUGCUAUUCCGAUUGGGCCAAUCCCCCCGGGGAGAGGGCCGUGUGCAACGCCUUCGACGCCUCCACCGGCGAUGUCGGCCCAGACUGCAACUUGACCGCGCACCUCGUGAAGGGCCAGAGGUUCACGGUCACCCGCUUCUCCGACGAACUGGCCAUCGCGUGCUUCACGGCCUUCGGAGAGUACGAGAUCGGGGGGCCGUCGUACUGCCACAAGCUGACCCUGAAUGCGGCCGCCAAGACUCUGACCGCCGGGCCGGGCCUGUUGGUCAAGCCCGAGGCGACAUUCAUCUACUACCUGUCCGUCGCCAGCUUCACCGAGUCUCUGGGGGCGGUGUGCUACCAGGACACCUCCGACGUGUUCGAACCGAAGGAGAGGAAAGUGAAGUGCAAUGUCCUUGGCUUUGACCCCGGCAGCGACGACCUCACGACCAGCGAGGCUUUCGAGGCGGACCCGUUGGCGGUGGACGUCGUCGGUGUGUCGCUCACUAAGUUCUCGAGCUCGCAGGGCGUCGUGUGCUUCACCGAGAAGACGCAGAAGGAGGCGUACUGCACGCUGUUGACCGUCAGCGACACGGACAUCAGGGUGCCCGGCCCAGACGACGUAGCCAUCUUCUCUGGUGUCCCGAGCAUACUGGACAGGGCCCAGGUGUCCGUGGUCAGCUUGGACGAGACUACAGGCCUGGUGUGCUACGUCGUCGGGGACGCGUCGGCGGGCAACAGCGCUUCCUACGACACCACGUGCACCCCCGUCGGCCUGUUCAACGGGACUGUGGUCAAAGUUGGCGACGACCUCGUGGUAGACAGCGACACCACUUUCGAUGUGUCGGUUACGGCCAUGUCCGAGACCGCCGCCAUCGUGUGCUACCUGAAAGGUGACGAGAGGGUCGGUACCUGCAAGGGCCUGGUCCUGAGCCACGGCAGGGAGCUGACCAUGGGCGACGCGAGGGACAUCACUGGCACCAGUGGCUUUAAGGCCUACAGCAACGAGGACAUCCGGGUCUGCGACGACAACCCCUGCAUCGACUUCGUCUCGAUCACGCGCAGGAACGACAUCGACGCCAUCGUGUGCUACGCGGGCAUCGACGACAACCCCAACGGGCGGUGCACGAAGCUCUUCGUCCCGGCGCCCACCACUACCGUCACCGAGACCACGGCGAGCGAGACAAGCAGCACGACCCCGCACACCACUACCGCGUCCAGCACCACAACCGCGACGCAGACGAGCACGUUCAGCAGCACCACCACCGCCACCGAGACCACGUCCACCGUGACCAAGACGACGGCGACGACCACUCCGCACACCACCACAGAGACGUCGGUAACGUCGAUGACCGCCACCGAGGCGGAGGAUGCCGCUGGCCGUUGUUCUUUCCUUGCUCCCCUGGCGCUGCUUGCGGCCGUCGUGGCAGCAGCUGCACAGUGAUCGCUGCGAGGACCCCUGCUGUGACAGCAGUGCAGAUCAUGUUCCUCGUUCUGGCCAAGCGAGCGCAGGCGGCACAAGACCCUGCGCUCCCAGGGUGGUAAUCAUCUUCCUGCUUGCCCAGAGGCCACGCUCAGAAGUCGCGGGCCAGCCAUGACCAUGACCAUCGCAAGCAUUGUCAUCAGCAUCAGCAUCAGCAGCAG